This is a messenger RNA of Paramecium octaurelia, 974 nucleotides long. The record is from the annotation of a GenBank genome assembly. NCBI's taxonomy places the organism in Eukaryota, Ciliophora, Oligohymenophorea, Peniculida, Parameciidae.
AUGCAUAACAAUUAUCCAAGAAGUAGUUCUCACAAAUAAUUAAAAACUUUGCAAAGCCAGCUCUAAUCUACUCCAGUAUUAAAGUCUAUAGAAUAACUGAAGACUGAAGGAAUUCAAUACUAUUACCAUUAAGGAUAUGAAAGAAAGGCUCUGCAUAAAAUUUUUACACUUAAUACUAAAAAAAGACAUAUACAAAGAUAUAUAAAUCAACAAGUUUAUAAUGCCGACUUAAACGGAAUUUCCCUUAAGGCCAGCUAAAUGGACCGAUUUAAUUUGUAUUAAAAAGGCUUGACAGAGUACUUUAUCAUAAAUGAUAAUUUAGUGAAUUACUAGCAAAUUCUAAAAGUUACAGCAAUUUAUCUCGCUUGAAAAAAGGAGACUUUCAAACUAGCUCUACUGAAUAACUCUAUGGAUACAAAAACUCACAGCAUAGAGACAUACGUAUUACAUCAGGUUAGAGAAUUCCAUCCGUCUAAUAAGAGAAUUAUCAAAAUAAUCAGAAUCGAGUUUCUGUAUCAAAACACUAGGUUAGACCAAAAAGAGAAGAACAGUUAGUGUAGGCAAUAAGGAAAGACAAUUUAUUUACUAUCGUUUAUAAGUCUAACAUCUUUUCCAAUUGAUAUAUUUACUAUUUAAUAUUUUAUGAAUUUCAAGUUUAAAACAAUCAGAAGAACCAGAAAUGCCUUAAAUGCCUAAUAAAUAUAUUGGGAAAUAGUUAAAUUUAAAGAAAUAUUUUAGAGUGAAAACUAUUUUUGGAGAAGAGAAAAAAUCAGAUAUCAUUUUUCAUAGAACGCAAUUACCAAACAAAUAUCGCACUCAUGAUAUGAGCCUAUUUAUUGAACAACAUCAAGAAACACAGAACUCCUUCUAUUACAUUGCAAUUGGACUAUUUAGCUUUUCGACUAUGCAUUUCUAUGCAAAAAUGCUAUAUGAUGAUGAUACUAGAUAUUGGGUCAGCAUUUGAUUUCCAAAUC